UCUGUGUCAGCCCCAUCACUGCUGAAUCCUGAUUCCGAGUCUUCUAUUGAAGACAGUCUUCCUGUCCCGGCUAGGAAGUCCUCAGGAGGGAAGCGUCGCCACAGGAGAGCGUCCCGGAAGCGCGCCAAACGGAGGAAGGACGACACUUCUUCCUCUUAUUCAGGUACAUCAUCUUCUAGUUCCGAUGAUGAGGGUAACUCCAUGGAGCUUUACUGGGGUUUCGGCGAGUCGGUUUCGGGGCUUCCACGGUGGGC
Messenger RNA from Podarcis lilfordi (Lilford's wall lizard), 254 nucleotides. The record is from the annotation of a GenBank genome assembly. Lineage: Eukaryota; Metazoa; Chordata; Lepidosauria; Squamata; Lacertidae.